Molecule: messenger RNA, 1213 nt
Organism: Cottoperca gobio
Lineage: Eukaryota; Metazoa; Chordata; Actinopteri; Perciformes; Bovichtidae
Product: trypsin-3-like
Exons: 5
Coding region: 34-771 (245 amino acids)
Biological process (GO): proteolysis
Molecular function (GO): serine-type endopeptidase activity
Source: RefSeq, a predicted model, not a curated record
GCUCCUGUUGUGUGUAGACUCAGUAGGUGCAUAAUGAAGUACUUCAUUCUCCUCGCCCUGUUCGCUGCAGCCUAUGCUGCUCCCAUCGAGGAUGACAAGAUUGUUGGAGGCUACGAGUGCAGAAAGAACUCUGUGCUGUACCAGGUCUCUCUGAACUCUGGCUACCACUUCUGUGGAGCCUCCCUGAUCUCCAGCACCUGGGUGGUGUCUGCUGCUCACUGCUACAAGUCCCGCGUGCAGGUGCGUCUUGGCGAGCACAACAUUGCUGUCAAUGAGGGCACAGAGCAGUUCAUCAACUCUGCCAGGGUCAUCCGUCACCCCAGCUACAACAGCCGCAACCUGGACAAUGACAUCAUGCUGAUCAAGCUGAGCACGCCCGCCUCCCUGAACAGCUACGUCAGAACCGUGUCCCUGCCCUCCAGCUGUGCCAGCUCUGGCACCCGCUGCCUGAUCUCUGGAUGGGGCAACACCAGCGGCUCUGGAAGCAACUACCCUGAUCGUCUGAGGUGCCUGGAUGCCCCCAUCCUGAGCGACAGCAGCUGCAGGUCCGCCUACCCUGGACAGAUCACCUCCAACAUGUUCUGCGCUGGAUACCUCGAGGGAGGCAAGGACUCCUGCCAGGGAGACUCUGGCGGCCCCGUGGUGUGCAACGGUCAGCUGCAGGGUGUGGUGUCCUGGGGUUACGGCUGCGCCCAGAGGAACAAGCCUGGAGUGUACGCCAAGGUGUGCAACUACAACUCCUGGAUUCGCAACACCAUGUCCUCCAACUAAAGUCACUUUAUUAAAAAGAAGAAAAAAAGGAAUCUAAUGAAACUCGACAUCUUCUUUGAUAAAAUAAAAAAAACGAUUUGCUAUUAUAUUAUAUUAUAUAUUUUUCACAUUUUGAACAAAAGUAAAUACAUUUUAUAUAUAUAUGUAUAUAUAUAAAUGUGCAUCAUGUAUUUGCUUUUGUUCAAAAUGUGAACAAAUAUUCUUAUAAUAAAUACUGUAUAAAACCAAUAUUACAUUAACACCCAGUUUAUGUGUCAUCACAACAACUAUUAAAAACAAGCAUUGCAAACAAUCCCAGAAAAACUGUUUCCUCCUUUAAAAAAUGUAUAAAUUAACUUGACAUGAAUACAGUAUUGAUAUAUACAGUAAUGUGUAACAGUAAUUGCAUUUGUUGUAUAUUUGCAAUUAGACUGUAUUAAAGGAAGCAGUUUGGCAAAUCUUG